Messenger RNA from Physcomitrium patens, 2744 nucleotides. RefSeq lists its product as uncharacterized. The record is from RefSeq and is a predicted model, not a curated record. NCBI's taxonomy places the organism in Eukaryota, Viridiplantae, Streptophyta, Bryopsida, Funariales, Funariaceae. Gene Ontology annotation, molecular function: zinc ion binding.
AUCCCGCGGCGCGAUGCCACAAUUAGGAAGAAAGAAUUGGGUUCGAAGGUGAAAUCGCAAAAGUAAAGGGUACACAGAACGUGGGGAGAACAGAGGACUCGCAGCGUAACGUGGUGGGAAAAGGCCUUGACUCCAAGCCUUUCACUAAACUUGCCGCUGAUCACCGCUAAUCUGACCCCCGCGUGCCGCUCUCAGCCGUUUCCGAAGCCUGGGCGUAAGUGAACGAUUGGAUUUCACUGUACUUAAUUUGAGAAGCACCCCACUGAUCUGGUUCAGUGCGUGGAACUGAUCGCAUCGCCAAGUAGACAGAAAAUCGUCCCCCGAUUGCACGCCGAUGGAGAGGCGCCGUUUCCCCGGUGGGGAAGAUCUGGAUCAUGCACUUCAACGCUUUUCUUAGAUUGGGUUCAGUCGCAUCAUCAGGGGCAUGGGUACUGAGCGUUGGAGUUGGUUCUGAGGAGCUGUGUCAAAAAUGUGGAGGUUUUUGGUCGGCUUUGUGGUGCUGGAUGGAGCCUGUUGCAGCAGAUUGGCAGCACGAGUCUAGGUUGCCUUGAAACUGGCGAAGUUUCGGGUGGUGUUGAAUAAUGUUCAACCAAGGGUUUUGCUUACCGGGACCGCGGAAUAGAAUCUAAGCUGCAUAGAUGGAUUCUCAGAAUGUCCUCGCGGACCAAGUGAAGGGAAAUAGGAAUCAACUGCAAGGCAGUGGGGAGAUUAUCUUAACAGCUUCGUCCGAGAUCGCAGUCAGUUCAGUCACUUCACCAAGUGUCCCAGCUCCAAGUUGCCCUGAGGUCGUCAAUAAGCCCACUGCAUGUUCAAGCCAUCUCCCGCCUCUCUCUGCUACUAAAUCUGGAAAGAAUUCGACUGCCCACGGGCAAGUGCCUCGCCCGCAUUUACGAUCAAGAGUUUCUCUCGAGAAGAACAAGUUCAACAUCAUUUUGACAGGGACACCAGUUUUGCAGCCUACAUCUGAAAUUCCUCCGACACCUUACUCGGACAAGAGGGCGUCAUCACUGCCCGUGCCGCGCGCAAACGCACAUUCUUCUGGUAGCAACUCAGAAUCCGUCAAAGGACACAGCCAUGAAUUAGCAAUCAACGUGCUAGGGCACGAGAAAGUAAAUCCUAUCAUACGGUCAUUCUCCACACCCGUGAUCGGAGAUAAGGUCGACAGUGCUUGCAGAGAUGGCAAAGGUUAUAUGCUGGUUAGAUCCGCCAGCCCACAACCAUCGUCAGUGCAGCAAUCUAGGGAAAACGAAUCGGGUGAUGCCGUUCACCCUCACGUAUCAUCAGAGUUUGAUGUUGAAAAAGGCAAAGGAUCCAUCAAGGAUGAAUUAGAAGAAGCAAUUCCUGUGGAAGAAGCAGUGUGCAGAAUCUGUAUGGAUUCUCUUACAGAGGAUUGUGGGGAGACUUUAAAAAUGGAAUGUCGCUGUCUGGGUGAGAUGGCUCUGGCGCACAAGGAAUGUGCGUUCAAGUGGUUUGGUAUCAAGGGAGAUCGAGUAUGUGACGUGUGUGGCACUGUUGUGCAAAAUAUUCCAGUGACAAUGGUCCGAGUCCCUGCCAACGAGCAAACGGUCAACCAAUCAAGAUCCGUGGACACACACACUGUGAACAGAACUUCUAUUUGGCAGGAUAUUCCUGUUUUAGCUAUAAUCAACAUGAUGGCGUAUUUCUGCUUCAUUGAGCAAUUGUUGGUCAGUAAAUUGGGUACUAAGGCCCUGGCCAUAUCUAUUCCCUUUUCUAUCAUCAUCGGCCUUCUUGCUUCGGUUACAACUAUUGCUCUCGUUACUAAACGAUACGUUUGGAUGUACGCCACUAUUCAAUUUGCCCUCGUCUGUAUAUUUGGAUACGUGUUCUUCUUUAAGACUAAGCUGGAAACCGUGUUAGCCGUUCUCCUUGCAGCCUUUUCGGGCUUUGGCGUAGCCAUGACCAGCAAUGCUCUCAUUUUAGAAUAUGUUCACUGGAAGACUUACACAUCCAGAAGAACCCAACAGGCCGCAAGCGUUGUGGACGUGGAAGUUUCAUUUCGACAAGAAAAUAUAAGUGGUGAACUCGCACCCGCUAAUUCACAGUGGUCCCGAGAGCUGAACACCUCGCAGGUCUCCAGUGUUUUAGACAUCGGAAGUGAUUCCGCAACUGCAAGGAGUCCCAGCUCCAGGAGUCAGGCUCCUUCAGAGACCCACUCUAUGCACUGUUCGUGAGAGCAGUACAACCACAACAUUCAGAGAGGUUUGAGUUUUACUUUUCUCGCCGUCAAAUGAUGUUGAAAAUGGCUGUUCAGUUGAUUGAAAGCCUUGAUGGAGGCAGCUGCUUGACGCAGGAGCUUGACGCAGGAGCUUGAUCUUAAGGUUUGAUCCGCUCUUCUGGACCCAUUGAGAUCCCAGUUGUAGCUGCAAGUUCGAUCCCAUUUUUUUUGGUGCACUUCUCAGCCUUGAGUAUUUUCUGGAGCUCCUCAACUUUGUAUUGUAAGGCAUAGAACAUGGCUAGAUAUUUGGAGUGUGUCUCUCCACAUGUAGACACCGUUAUUCUAGCGUAUGACAUGAUGCGACUUUUAUUCACGUAGUUAUUGGACUCAACAUUGAACACUAAAACUAGUUACUGCUGCGAUAUAUUGUGGAAGUGAUAAGCAUCAUUAUGUGCCUGCGAGGUACACAUAUUUGGGAAGAACUCGAUGUUUUCUGGAAGCAGAAUAUGCUGCUCUGAAUCUAACAUGUGGACCCGAGUCGCUUCCUGUGAAAGUUUCACCGCCUUAA